AUGGCAACGGCUAGUUUGGCAAGAGAAAUAGGCAUGGCCAUUAUAAAAGCCACCAACAACUCAAGCUUUGGGAGAGGCUGGUUCAGCCCUCACAUGGCUGCUGCUUCUCGCGCCAUCGCUGAACGUAUCCCAUUGGUUGAUCUCGUUCUUGAAGUCAGAGACGCAAGGAUUCCAUUGUCAUCAGCGUGCAAGCAAUUGGAGAACUACACAUCCUCUUCCAAGCGAAUCAUAGUAAUGAACAAGGUGGACCUUGCAAAUCAUUCCCAGUUGAAGGAGUGGAUGAACUACUUUGAGCAAAAUAAUUGCAUUUCAUAUGGAGUCAAUGCCCAUAAUAAAGAGAUCAUUAAGAAGUUUUUGACCUUUUUGCAAGCUCGUGUCAGAGAACUGAAUAACAAUGAUAGUUCUAGUUAUACUGCAACGAUAUUGCUACUUGGAAUUCCUAAUGUUGGUAAGUCAGCCCUUGCCAACUCCUUACAUCGAAUUGGGAGGAUUAGUGCAGCAGAAAAGGGAAAGUUGAAGCAUGAUACAGUGAGUCCACAGCCUGGUGAGACAAAAGAUAUAAGCAGCUUAAAGAUCGGAAGUCAUCCCAAUAUUUAUGUUUUGGACACACCAGGUGUUUUGCCUCCGCAGAUUCAUGAUGUAGAGGUCUGCACCAAAUUAGCAUUGACAGGAACCAUUGUAGAUUAUAUUUCUGGGGAGAAAGAACUAGCUCAGUGUUUUCUGGCUAUCUUGAACAGAAGCAACGAAUACAAGAAAUGGGCAAAUUUGUCCAACAGUGAGAAUGGUAGAACAUGGAUAGACCACAAUAUAGAAUGCUCAAAUAGCUCUAAAGAUAUCAAAGAGAAAAGACAAUACUCUGCAGAUCACACACAGGAUUUCAUGGUGCAAAAUGUUCGUCAGACUCUCUUCAAGGUCAUAUCAUCUUUUGAUGGUAACGUGGAGGAUGAAAUGCUUAUUGAGGAAGAGAUGAAGGCCGUGCAAGGAAUUUUUCAGGUUCCUACAGAAUCCAAAAAGUACACUCAAUAUAAAGCCGAAUCAAAGUUGUUGAAUCUUUUCCGCACUGGGAGGCUUGGGCAUUAUACCUUAGAUUCUAUACCAACUCUUUCUUAGAUGACGCGACCUCUGCAAAUUUUCCAGGUCUAAAAGAUCUAGUGUAAUUAAUCCCUGGAGCUAGCUUUCUCUUUUAGCUAUUAGCUA
Molecule: messenger RNA, 1197 nt
Organism: Fragaria vesca subsp. vesca
Lineage: Eukaryota; Viridiplantae; Streptophyta; Magnoliopsida; Rosales; Rosaceae
Product: mitochondrial GTPase 1-like
Exons: 8
Coding region: 1-1110 (369 amino acids)
Cellular component (GO): mitochondrion
Molecular function (GO): GTP binding; GTPase activity
Source: RefSeq, a predicted model, not a curated record